Brassica rapa (field mustard) is the source of this 10638-nucleotide messenger RNA. Its product is annotated as putative fucosyltransferase-like protein. Gene Ontology annotation, cellular component: membrane. The record is from RefSeq and is a predicted model, not a curated record. Lineage: Eukaryota; Viridiplantae; Streptophyta; Magnoliopsida; Brassicales; Brassicaceae. Gene Ontology annotation, molecular function: fucosyltransferase activity.
UUCUUCUCCACAUUUAAGGCUAGCUAAUUGGUGUUCAAAAGAAGAAAAAAGGCUAGCUAAUUGUUCGGACUUGAGUUUGGGAAGACAUAUUCGACAAGGCUUCUAACUAAUUGAGGAUAUUACUAAUUUGGUUUAGUUAUGGUUAUGAAUAAUGAGCAAUGUAAGAUCAAUUAUGAAGUUGAAAUGGAGAUGCUAAAAGAACAGAAUAAAACUUUUAAAAUAAUAAUAUAAAAUAACUUAUUGGUUUUUCUUCUUGCAAAUUUUGUAAAAAAAUACAAUAAAUAUAGUGGGAAGAUGUUUUUGUCAAAAAAAAAAAUGAUAAUGGGAAGUUAAUGAAAUGGGGGCUCGUCUUGACGAAAUUAAAAGGCAAAUGUUUUCUCGAUUAGAAAGUUUGCAACGCAACCACAUACCUUAUGCUGUACUGGCUCCUGAUGGACAAUUUACAAAACCAUAUUUCUAGGAUAACCAUAUAUACUAUAUCCCAUCUAGAAUCUAGAUUAUCAUUUAACCCCUUACAGUGAAAAUAUACAGUAUAAAACUUUUAGUAUAUGGAAUUACAGAAUGUAAAUGCUAAACGUAAGAAGGAAUGGAUGAAAUAAAUUGAAGGAUAUGUAUGAAAAGUAGAAUAAAUUAUUGAUACAUUUCUCACUAAGUUGGUAAUGAAGUAUUGUUCUUUGAAUUUUGUUUAUUUUUGUAUGAAAACGAUGGAAACAUUGUUCCAUUUCAGUCAAUAUAAAUAGUAAAUUUAUUUUAUAGAAUUCGUGGAAUAAAACUAUUUCAUACCAUUCCACAUUUUCUAAAGAAAGUGAUAAUAUGACUUCAACGAGUAUUUAUUUAUACAUAUAAAAAGAUGCAUACAAUAAAUCAAAAAUCUAACAGAAAAUGUAUGCAGUUGAGAUUCGAUAUAACAGGGUGUAUACACAUGUGAUGUGAGUGACCCUACCAGUUAUGUAAAUCAUUUGGUUGAAAUUGCAUUAUUUAUUUACUUUUAAUUUAAUUCGAUGUAUAUUUUAUUUUUAAAACUAAUAUUUGCUUUCAAACUUAAAUUAGGAUAAUCUUAAUCUAUUAAAACUGAAGUACUACCAACUUGAAUAAGGGAUGAAGAAGGUGGGUUAAGCUGAAAUUAAGAUAUGAAUAAAUAAAAGAUUGGAUGAUUGAGAGUAAAUACUUAAUAGUUAUAACUCCAACGAAUCGGAGAGUUGCAGCAAUCAAUCGGCAACACCAUGGAGAAGUGGAAGAGGCUAAACGAUAUCAACAGUCAUUGGGUGAAGAAGGAGCGUUGGGCUUAUGGCUACACCAAAAUAUUAAUAGGCCAUACUCAGCCCGUGUAAAUUCUAUUCUGCGUAAAGGAAAGUAUACGUGGCAAAUAAAAGCUUUCUCAUUGGUUGAAAUUAAUAAUCCUACGUGUACACUUUAUAUGUUGAACAUAUUUGGCUUUUAAUAUUGUAAGAUAUCACAUAUUUCAUCGAGUUUAGCAUAUUUUUAACAUACCAAAGGAAAACAUAUUUUUUUUGCAGAAGAAUCGCUGUAAUACAUUUCACAUGGCGAGUUUCUUCCUUGAACCAAAGCUGCUCCACUGAAAUCUUGCCUCAAGAAGCUGGGAACACCAUUUCCUCCCAUCUAUGUUUCAGAUUGGAAUAGAAGAAGAGUAAGAUGAAGAAAUGACUAUAAAAAAACAAGUUAUAUUCAACAUCAAACUAGAUAACGGUUGAAGAAGAAUGGAAGAGAAGGGAGUUUCAGACUCAACUUACGUGCUGCUCAUGUUUGUAUCUAACAGGUCACAUAGAACUUUUUAACCGUUCGAAAGAGCAUAGCACCAAAACCUAGACCGAUGUUUCUUUUUUCUUUUUCUUUUUUUCUCUUUGAACAUCAAUUAGUGAUUAAAACACUUUAUGCUUAACAUAUUCUUCAAUACCGAAUUUCAACAACUCUAAAUGACUAAUUAUGAACAACAUUACACCCUUAAAUAAUUAAUUCUGAACAAUAUUUAUAUAACAAAUAUCGUGGGCUUAUAAGAAAAUGAGCAUGCUUAUAAGUUAUAAGAAGGUUCGUACUGAUUAGAUGAAUAUGGAAGGCUUGUGUUGUCCUAUUUUGUUUUUUCAAACUAUUACGUAUGUUGUUUAAAUUAAGCGCACUAUUAAUAUAAGCAUAUUUUGAGUUUUUUUUUUUGUUUUUUGGGUAUAAAUGUUAAGAUAUUUUGAGUUAUUGUUAUGAAAACAGUCCAUAACGCACUUACGAAGGCAGCGUUGUCUGAUUUGGGUUUAAGACAUGGUAUUUUCCAACAGGUACGCAUACCUUAAUACCUAUAAUUAAAUUUGCCAUGAUUUCGUAAUCAGUAACUAAAAAAUAUCAAUACACUUUUAGAAAUUUACAUCCUAUAACGAGGGCCUCACUAUUAUGACUCUUUCAACCAUGUUUAGAGUGAGAAUUGAGUUUUUCGAGUUGUUCUUAUUAUACUUUGUCUGAACAUUAAUCAUUCAUCGCCAUUACAUAAAAUAUCAAAACACAUACGACUCGACAUUAACAACACAUACAUACUUUUAAAUUUUAAUAUUUAACUAGAUUUAUUUUGUUAUAACAAAUUUUGAUAUAAAUUAGUAUUUUGUGAUUUUUUACAUUAUUAUGUUACAAAGUUGAAUUAUAUAAAAGAAUUAAUUUUUAAAAAAUUAUAUAAUUCAUGAAUUAUUUUAUUUGGAAUUUUGUAUAAAUCUUAUGUAAUUCUCUCUUACGCAUUGGUAUUUUACAUGGACCACGAAAAACCAAACCAAAAUCAACUCAAAAAUACUGGUUCACGUCGGGUCCAGAAAAAAUACGUAUUUUUUUUGGAAAUGUGGGUCUCUGUUCACGUCUGAAACCUAUCCAAAACCGGUUGGGAGCCAAAGUACCCAAAAUGUUUGUGUAUAUUAUUUAUAUUUGUGUAUUUUGGAUAUGUUUUUGGUAUACAUAUAUUUUUGAGUUUUUGGUUUGAAUUUCAGGUUAUAGUUUUUUAUUUCGAGUAAAAAUUCAAAUUUUAAAAAUAUAUUUUUGGGUAGUCAGAUACAAUUUUGGGUAUUUUUUUGUUCCACGGCCAGAUUUCAAGUACAAUUUUAGGUCUUUUGAAUAUUUUCUGAUUUUCGGGUAUUCGUUUAGAUUUUGGAUAUCUUUUGUGUUUCGAGUAUUUUUUUAUGUUUAUCGAGUUAUAUUUGAGUCUUAAAUAUCUGAACGGAUCUAUACCCGUUACAUACAAAAAAUAAUAUUUAUUUUAUAGGUAUUUGAAUUAUGGAGUCGAAACCAUCCAUAUCCGAAAAACCGAUCCGAACCCAAAUAUUUUUUUCAAAAUACCUAAUUAGGUAACAAAAUUCAUUGAUUUGUUUUAUAAAAUUUUGGGUGGAAAAUACUCUUCAGGUUUGAUCAAUAAUGUUUAAUAGGACAUGAGUCAUUUAUAUUUUAAAAGUUGAUCUCGUAAAGAAAUUUUGAUCUAAUGGAGGAGGAUGAUAUAUAUGACAAUGACCCUACGUAUUGAAAUUUUGGUGCCAUUUAUAUGUAUAUAUGUUAAAUUGAAGGAAGUUGAUUUAAGUAAAAUAACCAUUUGAAAAUUUCAUAUAUGUAGUCAUGAUCUUAUUAAAAUGGGUGAGAUUUAUUUAAAUCUUAGAAGAUAUUAUUUUGUUGCUAUAUAAUAGAAGAUAGUUAAUAAUAUUUAGUUGUAUACAAGAGGUUAGACUAAAAAAUAAAUAGGUGCAACAACUUUGUGUAAGUAAAUUUUUUAAGACUCCUUCCCUUUUAAUAGUAUUGAUCAGUAACAUAACAAACAAUAGCAAAUAGCAAAGACUUUAAGUUUUCAGGUUAUAAUUACAUAAUGGUUGUUAUACCUUGCCUCUUCGCCUCUCUUCCCUUGACUCUUAAGAAAUUCUCAGCAUCACUUGAGAACAUACUCAUCUGCACGCACCCUAACAAGGUGAAGCAGAGCUUGUUAUUAGAUGUACCCAAAGCCAUGGUGAAGAAGCCUCCUCGGGCCAACCGGUUUGAAAGCAUCAGACUCAAGUAAAACAAACACUAUACAAAACUAAAAUAGAUCAUCUACAAUCACUGGAAAGAAUUGUAACACACAUCACAAUCAAAUAAAUAUGACAACACUAUAAAAUAAAUACACUAAAUAUCGUACCAACUUUACUUAAAUAAAUAACUCAUGAAAGCCAAAUCAAUAGGAAAAAUAAUUAACAAAAGUAUAAAAUAUUAUUUAUUCUUACUUUAGAUUUUCUUCAGUGUCAAAUUGAAAUGGAAAUCAAAUUGAAAAAAAUAUAAACCAUUACAAUUCCAUAAUUUUUGAAUUUUUAUUUUUUAAUUUAAUAAUUUUGUGUUCUAGAACAAAAAAUCAAUGUUAGUGGUCUUUUUUUUUUGUAAAUUAUGUUAGUGGUCUUUUCAACUAAAACCAACAAAUUUAAUAAAAUUUACAACUUGAUCUUAGAAUAAAAACAUAUUAGAUUUAUUAUUUUCAGUAUAAAGUAAAUUUGCAAAUAUUAUAUAAAAUUAAAAUAUAUUUUAACAGAAAAUAGUUUUAGUGUAAACUCACUCGUCCGUAGAGCAAACCAACCCCUAAUAAUGUAUAAUUAAGGCUGCAACUAGAUUGUAAAUAUUUGGAAUGUAAUGAUGUGGAAUGGCCGAUUCCAUUAAUUUCAUAAAAAAAUUUACCAUUUGACAUGAAUGGAAUGAAAUACUCAUUCCAUCAAUUCCAAAAGUAAAUAGAGAAAAUACAAAGAGAAUCAUUCCAUAACAAAUUUGAUCAUGAAUGAGUGGAAUGAAUUUCAUUCCAUUUUUUGUUGUAUUUCAUUUCUACCAUUCUAUUUAUUUUAAAUUCCUUAAAUUCUAUAUUUGUUUACCAGUUACACCCUAAAUACUUUUCUUGGGAAGGUUUUUUUUUUCUUUUAAAAUUUUCAUGGUAAUACAGAACAUACGCCAGUGGUGCACACUGUCAUUUUCUUUUCAGUUUUGAGUUAUAAAAAAAACUCUUUAUAUUGUUUCACAAUUUUUUUUUGAUAACCGAAUAUCCUGGUUUCACUGAAGUGGUCCAGACUAGAGACCGAAGCGACUAAAGACUUAGUUUGCGCUGGUUACCAUGUGGGUCACCAUAAACGGUCUUUAGUUUCGGACACUGGGGUUCCACAUGUGAAUUCUUCAGUGGCCGGAAUUCGGAUAUGGGUGGUGGAACUUACAGGCGUGAGCCUUUUACCACAAGAGCUAGAAGACCCGGUUGUUGUUCCACGAAUAACACAUUGUCAUUGUGAUUAUCGUUCCAAACAGCCAGUUCAUUCAUAUUUGUACCAAAUUUUAGAAUAAUCAAAGUUUCAAUGAUAUCUCCAACAAUAUCAAACAAUAACCAUAAAUGUUUGAAGCUAGUGAGAACCGUUACAAACAUCUGCUUCUAACUAUGUUAACUAUUUUUUUUUCAAAACUGUUCAGUUUUACCAAAAAUAUUAUACUUUCAAAUCAUUUGAAAAAUUAGGCAUGCUAUUUUUAACCAAACAGAACUCGCCAAACCGAACCAAAAUUUCAGUUAACUCAGUUAGUUUGGUAAUGAAUUCGGUUCAGUUUGACAGGUAUGUAAAAAAAAAAAAAAACAAUUUUGGUUCGGUUUGGUAAUCGGUUACUAGAAUAAGAUUCUUAACCAAAUUUUGAACCGGAUUAACCAAAAUUUCAAAUCAAAUUAAAUGAAAUUACUUGGAUUUUUAAUCGAAAUAUAAUUAUAACCAAAAGUUUUGGUUAAUUUCGGUAAAAAAUUAAUAACUGAAUUAUCCAAAUACCGAAUCGAAUCGAAUUUUCUCGAUUCAAUUCGAAGAUAUUUUGGUGGUACCGAACUAUCUGAGCCCUUUUUUAACAACUAACUAUCUGAACCCUUAUGCAUAGAAAAAUCACACAGAAAAACAAUCAUGUUUAAAAAAAAAAUUUAACAAAAUCACAUAAUAAAAACAUACGCAAAAUAAUCAACCAAAACCGUGUGAAAGUCUGUGAAUAGUAGUAGCUUCCCCGUUAGUAUUUGAAUAUUGAUAUUUUGUAGUCUCGUCUCUCUGCUUUGGCGAGACUUUUGCUUUAUAUGUUUUGUACUUCUAUUCUACUAACCGUAUCCCGUUUGUUAUGAUUUUUUUACUCUUUUUUGGUUUGGUUUCUGAGGAUUUUAUGUAUUUUGACGGUUUUGGUAACUCAUAGGUUGAUAGUUUGUGUUUUUCCAAACAGUUUUUUUUUAACGUCCGAUUAAUUAUGUUAUUUCAACAAUGAAAAAUAUUAACUAGACGAUUCUACAGCCGAUAAUUCUACCAUCAUAUGAGAAUGCACGUCUGACUGCAUCGCUUCGAGCCGUCCUAUGAAAUCCAUGUUCGAUGAUAUGUCAUUGCACCAUGCUGAAGACCUCUUGUAACCAUUUUUCUCCAUGAUCUGGAUAAUUUGCAUUUUCUGGAGUUUGAACCCCAUACCUUCUGGUGUAACAGUAUUAAUGAACCUUUAGUCAAACCAUUAGACUAAGAGGGCUUCCACAUUCCAAACAAUUUUAGUUUUGUUUUCCUUAAAACCCUAUUUUUAUCAAUCAUGAUUUUGAGAAAAUGGAUUCGCUAAAAUAUAAGGAAACCAGAUUUUGUAAUUAACUUACCUAUUUUCAAGCAAAAACCAAAAACCAUGUUUUCUUGGUUUUUUUAACAGAACUUGGGUUAUGUAUUUUUCUUAUUAAAAUAUUUGUAUAUUUAUGUAUUAAUAUAAUAAAGAAAAUUAGAGUGAUAAAUAGUAAGUUCCAAAUCACUAAAGUGGAAUAAAUAUUUUACAUUUAAAAUCUAAUAUGAAAACAUAAAAAUUCUUAUACCAAGGAACAAAAUUCAUAUAAUUAUUUUAUUUUGAAAUUAAAAUAAAUAAUUAUAAGAAUUUUGGUGCAUAGUAUAAUUUUUUUUAAAUUUUCAUAUUAGAUUUUAGAUUUAUAAUAUCUUAUUUAACUUUAAUGAUAAUAUAUAGAUAGUUAUUUUUUAGUAAUGUCACAUUUAUUAAAAUAAUUUACUGAUAAAUCAUAUUGAAAAACAUAAUUAGAUAAAUAAAAAAUCUAAUUUACAAGAACCAAAGAUUUACAGAAUAAUCAAAUAACUAAUAUCUCAAAAUCAAAAUCAAAAUAUUGCCAUAAACUAAUAUCCAAAAAAAUAUUGCUAAUGUAUUAUAUAUUUACUACAUUGUAAUUCCAAAUUUUACUUAAGAACCUACCUAUUAGUUGUAUGUUUUGAUUACAUAAAUUUUAUACAUUUUUACCAUACUUUUAAAAAGUAUAUUAUUGUAAUUAUGUUAACAUAUUCAUUGUCUAUAGUUAAAUAUACUUUAAAAGUACAGGUAUUGAUAUUUAUUUUGUAAAACUGGAAUUUAAUAAUUUUUAUUCAUUCUUAACAGAUAAAAUAUAAUUUUAUUUUAUUUAAUUUGUUUUGAAAGUUUAAUUAGUUAUCAAUUUUGUUUAACAUUGUAAAUUAAAAUAUCUUUUGGUCAUUUUCUUAUUUGAGACUAUUUUCUGAAAAUAAACUAAAAAAUAUUGUCCUCAGAAAUUUUUAAUAAAAACUAAAAACUAAAAUCUAAAUAAACAAUCAUUACCCCAUUCAUGUAUUCUAUAUGGUACUAAAGAAAGAUAGUUUUUUCAAAUAAAAAAAAAGAGAUAUUAUUAAGAGUUUAUUGACUGAAUAGCCAUAUUUCAGUAUGGAAUUUGGUGGGUAACACUGACUUUGACAUAAUUAAAUGUCAGAUUUUUGGUCAUAUUCUCUUCGGUUUUGCCCCUUCACGUAACAAAUUGUCAGUUACAAUUUCUAAAGUAAACAACGUUGUUGUCUUUUGUGGUACAUAAUUAACGUAUAUGAUGUAAGAGAAUGAUGUGACAUGAAUAGAAAACAAUUGUACGCGUUACACAACUUCUGUUAACGUAACAGACAAAGAAAUUACCUGAAUUACUAUGUUAUAUAGUAAAAUAGUAUAUAUAUCACGAAAUAAACUGAACCCUAUCAAAUAAGAAUUAAAUCAUACAUGGAAAUGCAGACUUUAAUCUUGUAGCUGCUUUCCUGUGUUUGCAUGUACCUUAAUCUGCAUGAUAAUAUAGUUGAGUGUGUUAAGGUCUACAUUUUACCAUAUCAGAUUCCGACAUACAAUGAAUGGAAAUUCAGAGAAUUUAAGAGUAGUAAAACAUCUUACAUAAUAGGCAAUGUGAUUUUGUUUUACCGCCGUAAUGGUGCCGUCUUACUCACGCCUUUUGUCACCUAUCAAGCCUUCGAUAAUGAUCGAUUUCUCCACAAACUCAACAAGAAUGUAAUCGGUGGCGUCCUAAUCGCUCAAAUAUGAAGAUGAAUCUAUUGACCUUUCCAUAUUUUAUCAUACCACGUCUUUCUUUUAGAAUUACUAAUUAUUAAUUUAGAUUAUAAUUUUUUUGCAGGUUUUACCGGUUGAAUGAAAUGGUAGGAUGUCAAUAUUAUAGAAAAGACACAAUGUGUAUCGUUAUAUUAGGGAAAUUGGCUACUUCAUGAAUUAUGCUUUUUUUUUCUUGGUUAUACAUACAUAUUUUCCUAUUAUUUAAAAGGAAAUUGCAUCUUAUAACCAAACAAAAAACUCAAAUUAGCUAAGUAACCAAAAUCUUCUUCUCUCUCUUCCUUUCCCUUCCUAUCUCUCUCAUCCCUCUCUCUCAAAAUCUAAUUUUGGUUUUUUUCUUGGUUAUUUCACAAAUUCUCCCUUAUUUAAAAGUUUGAUUUAAAAAAAAAGAAGAUAUUAUUAAAAGGUUGAAAUAUUUUUCAAGAUGAGCUAGCGAAUGAAUGGAUCCGGAAAUGAAAACACCGUGAAACGAGGGGACGAGUGUCUGUGAAUAAACUUGUUGUGCAUUGACUUUGAAGCAAAACCUGAAAUAUCGACGAAACAUGUAUUAAUUCACUUUUCUCAACCAACCUUUUUCUAUCCAAAUCAAAACAACAUUUAAACCAUUUCCUUCCCUGAAACUACUUUCUUUUUCUUCUCCUAACAGUAACAGAGACUCUCGUUUUCAUGGGUGUUUUCUCGAAUCUCCGAGGACCCAGAAUCGGAGCUACCCACGAUGAACUGCCCGUAGCUAAUACCUCUUCAUCCUCUUCCUCUUCUCCCACUUUAUCUAUAAAGCGAAAGCUGUCGAGUUUAUUACCAAUCUGCGUGGCUCUAGUAGUCAUCGCCGAGAUCUGCUUUCUGGGUCGUCUCGACAAAGUCUCCUUAGUCAACACGUUGACCGAUUUCUUCGCCCAGUCUCCCCCGAGUAGACCCGACCAGAACAUCGAGUUGAUGUCGGAGAGCUGCGAGGAGUGGUUGACGAGACAAGACUCGGUGACUUUCUCUAGAGAUUUCAAUAAAGAUCCAAUCUUUGUCUACGGUGGUCAAAAGGACUUUCAAUCAUGUUCCAUAGAUUGUACAUUUGGAGAUAGCUCAGGUAGAGCACCAGACGCUUCCUUUGGAUUAGGUAAUCAACCUGGAAGUCUUAGUAUACUCCGUUCCAUGGAAUCAGCUCAGUACUAUCCGGAGAACGAUAUCUCACAGGCACGACGGAGUGGUUAUGAUAUUGUGAUGACCACUAGUCUUUCAUCAGAUGUUCCUGUUGGGUAUUUUUCAUGGGCUGAGUAUGAUAUCAUGGCUCCGGUUCAGCCCAAGACCGAGAAGGCUGUAGCUGCUGCUUUUAUUUCCAACUGUGGUGCUCCGAAUUUUCGACUGAAAGCACUUGAAGCCCUGAUGAAGAGUAGCAUCAAGAUUGAUUCUUAUGGUGGUUGUCAUAGGAACCGUGAUGGAGAAGUUGACAAGGUUGAAGCUCUUAAGCGUUACAAGUUUAGUUUGGCUUUUGAGAACACUAACGAGGAGGAUUAUGUCACUGAGAAGUUCUUCCAGUCUCUAGUUGCUGGAUCUGUACCCGUGGUUGUUGGUGCUCCGAAUAUAGAUGAAUUUGCGCCAGCUUCAGAUUCAUUCCUUCACAUUAAGAGUAUGGAAGAUGUGGAGCCAGUUGCUAAGAAGAUGAAGUAUCUGGCUGCUAACCCUGCUGCUUAUAAUCAGACACUAAGAUGGAAGUAUGAGGGUCCUUCAGAUUCUUUCAAGGCACUUGUUGACAUGGCUGCUGUACAUUCUUCCUGUCGUCUCUGCAUAUUCCUAGCCACAAGGAUCCAAGAACAAGAAGAGAAAAGUCCUAGUUUCAAGAAACGACCUUGCAAGUGCAACAGGGGAGGAUCAGACACAGUUUAUCAUGUUUUUGUAAGAGAAAGAGGCCGCUUUGAGAUGGAGUCAAUCUUUCUGAGGGGUAAACAUCUGACUCUGGAAGCUCUGGAAUCUGCGGUUGUCGCCAAGUUCAAGUCUUUAAAACAUGAGCCGGUGUGGAAGAAGGAAAGGCCUCCAAGCUUAAAAGGAGACAACGAGCUUAGAGUACACAGGAUUUACCCGCUUGGCCUCACGCAGAGACAAGCUUUGUACAAGUUCAAAUUCGAGGGAAACUCCAGUCUAAGUACUCACAUUCAACACAACCCUUGUGCUAAAUUCGAGGUUGUCUUUGUGUAGUUUCAUUACAAACACAUAACUGACUGAAACUGCUCCGCAGUCUUGAAAGUUCAAUAGAGAUUACAAAGCAGGCAGUAAUGAAGAAAAAUUCAGCAGGUAAUCAAAGCAAAA